This is a messenger RNA of Anastrepha ludens (Mexican fruit fly), 3217 nucleotides long. It is a transcript of the gene drd, whose product is annotated as nose resistant to fluoxetine protein 6. Bases 289 to 2838 code for a protein of 849 amino acids. Gene Ontology annotation, molecular function: acyltransferase activity, transferring groups other than amino-acyl groups. The transcript is spliced from 13 exons. Lineage: Eukaryota; Metazoa; Arthropoda; Insecta; Diptera; Tephritidae. The record is from RefSeq and is a predicted model, not a curated record.
GAACGUUUCGUCUUGGCGGUCGAUUUAAUUGGGAUCCACGGUCCACGACUGUGAUGUAAAAAAGAAUUUACAUAUACGUAAAACUUAAAAACGAACCCAUUGAGGAAACCAAAAAUAACUACGAACACUUGCUAAAAGCGACUUAACUACCACACCCACAUAAAUUACUUUUAUGAUGUAACAAAGAAUACAAACACUUUUUAAUUAAACAAAAAUCGUAACGAAUAAAAACUCAACAAUACAAAAAAGAGUGCAUAAAAAGCAAAACAAAAUAAAACACAACAAAAAAUGCGUCCGAAAAUGACAUCCUACUUGGUGGGUGCACACCUCCUGCUGCUCACACUAAUCACAUGGAGCGACAGCAGCGCGAAUGCGCUCAACACAGCUGAAACGGCUAAUCCGACUUGUUCGUUGAAGGACAAUUGCAAUUUGAAUGACAACUUCCCCACCGGCGCAGGUGAAUCAAGUGACAAGACGGCCAGCAAAUUGGAGAAUAAAAUCGCAUCCAUUUUCGAGGAUAAGGUCAAUUACAGUCUGAAAUUGUUCGCCGACGCAGAUGUCAUCGAGUACAACACGUUGGAAAGCAAUUUAACCGGGCGCACACACAUACCAAUGCCGGCAACAGCGAACUUGACGCUGAGCCACUUGCAGGACGCGGCCGACGUGGAGGAGGAUGAGCGAGUUUAUUUAUACAAUAUUGGCCGUCGGCUCAUAUCCAUCGCCACACCUUUUGAUGCUGCUCGAAAUCCCAAAGCCUCUCCAAAGUGUCGCUCACAAAUGCGACGUUUUUUAGAAGGCUUGAACAACUUUGAUUUUUGGGCUCUGAAAAUGCACGACUCUACCGGCAAAAUCACUUCGGGCAUACUCAAUGGCAACAUUAAUCAGCCGGGCGAUUUCGACCAGUGUCUGGGUAUAAGCACCGCCUCUGAUGGUGCAGCAGUAGCUGACAGCGAUGCCAAUGAAAUCAAAGGACAAUACUGUUUGGCCUAUGCGCAGCCAGUGUUGCCGCACAAAUCGAAGCGUCUGCGCGCAUUGUUCACACUGUUACAAUCGCAUGGACCAUUCAGGAGUGAAUUCAAUGAUCCCGGUCAUCGUGUGCCCCGCUACUCACUCAUCAACUGGGGAAUUUGUGUGCCCAACGCGUGCACCUAUCAAGAUGUAGAAUACACCGUGAAUGAAUACUUGAGUAAUAUGACCAGCUCCACCGGCAUUUCAUUUCAAGUGCGCGUUGAGCCAAAAAUGUGUCAGGUGCGCGACAAUAAGCCAUGGGAUCGCAACACAACGUGGGCAGUCCGCUUUUUCCUCGUUAUUCUUUCCGUCGCUGUGCUAUCGACUAUCUAUGAACGCUGCUUAAAAGGAGACGAAAAGCCAAAUGAAUGGUUUACUGCCUUUUCGCUGGAUAAAAAUCUACGUUGGCUUUUUAGCACACACUCCUCGCCUAAUGAUAUUGAAGCUGUGCAUGGCAUACGCUUCCUCAAUGCCGCGAUGCUGCUCUUCUCCCAUAAGUCAAUGGCUAUGUUCUUUAAUCCCUACAAUAAUAGAACUGAAAUGUCAGAGAGUUUGGGACGUUCUUGGACUGUAAUUGGACGCGCCGCUUCCCUCUAUACCGACCCCUUUUUACUAUUCAGUGGGAUGCUUACUGCGUACUCACUUUUUGGACGCCUUUUCAAAGGUCAGCCGAUACGUUUGCGAAAUGAAUAUAUUAGUCGGUUGAUGCGUAUCGUACCUCCGCUAGCAGCUCUCAUACUAUUUUGCACUUUUGUGCUCCCACUUUGGGGCUCGGGGCCACAAUGGAACUUGGUUGUUGGACAUCACGCGGAUAUUUGUAAACGAAACUGGUGGCGCAAUUUACUUUUCAUCCAUAACUACUUCGGCUUCAGUGAAAUGUGCCUUACCCACACACAUCAUCUAGGUAUUGAUACCGAGCUCUUUGCCGUAGCGCCAAUAAUGAUACUCGGGCUAUGGAAAUGGCCACGGAAAGGAUUGUUUGCUCUGCUACUACUUGGAGCCAUUGGAACCGCAGCCCGCUACUACACUACCAUCGUGAAUCAAUUAUCAAAUUACAUCUACUUUGGCACAAACAUCCAACGUCUCUUCCGCACUGCUGACUAUAUGUACUCCUUCCCGCCCCACCGAUCCACUGUUUAUAUUAUGGGCAUUUUGCUUGGCUACUGCUUGCGAAAAUACCGUGGCAUCCAAUUAUCGACUGCACAGCUUCGCAUCGGCUGGGUUAUAGCCACGGCCAGUGUACUUGUUUCCCUAUUGGGUCCCGCGCCAAUGGGGCACAUCAGCUAUCAAUACAACAAAACACACGCGGCCAUAUAUGCAGCAUUUGCACCAAUCGCUUGGUGCAUAUUCUUCGCGUGGAUCGUUUUUGUUUCCCACAAUGGCUACAAGAACAAAUUCACUGACAUGCUUUCCUGGAAAGGAUUUCAAGUGUCCACAAAGUUAUCAUAUGCCAUUUACCUUACGCAGUUCCCCGUGUUUUUCUUCAACGUGGGUCGCCGACGACACAUUCAUCACUACUACAAUUUCGUCUCUAUCAUUCUGGAUACCAAUGAAUUUAUCUGCAUAUUUCUCGCCUCCGUUGCGCUCACCAUAUUUUUCGAUGUGCCCUUCCAAAAUAUUAAAAAAUUGAUAUUUAACCGUGUUUCAGCAUCCACCAAAAACCAAGAUCUUGGAGCCGUUAAGGCAUCAACAGGAAUUCUUUGUGAUUCCAAGCCUCCACGACAAACAGAAACACUGACCUCAUCAGCGACAAACACAACUCCGCCAAAAUCACUGCUAACAGAUUGUGCGACAUCAAAUGGAAAAAUCGUGCAUGCUCACAUCGAUUAGUUCAGUUCUUUGUGUUUAGUUUAAUUUACAUUUAAAUAUUUGAUUUAGCGUAACGUGUGUAAUUAAGUCAUUAUUUAAUAAUUAAAUGAGAGUUUUAGUCCAUAAGCCUGUGAUGUGUACUUUUACUACUUUUUGUAAAUCUUAAUAUCUACAAAUCGUAAAUGCCAAUUUUUAAAAUAUGAAAAUAUGUAUUAAACAAAUAUAUUUUAAGCAUAUAAAUAUUUUUAUUUGCAAUUAGUUAUUGAAUUGAGUAUUCCAAUUACGGUGUGCGAAUGAUUCAAAUCUGUUCAAAAGAAUAUAUUAAGAAACGACUUGUAAAUAUAUAAAAAAAAGCAUUUGGUUUAGAGUGAAGCUUUCUCAAAUACAUAUUUAAAUAAAA